AAAUUACAUAAAUUGAGGGCAAAAUUAAUAAAAUCAAUCUUUAUUGUUCGACUUUAAAUUAAAAAAUGUUUAAAUUAAUUGAUGUAUGCCUGGCGGUGUUCCUCUUGGGCACUGCUUGUGCCUAUGAUAUAAACCAUUUUGAAAAUCGCCCAAAUUUACAAGUUUUCGAGAACUACAUCAACCAAAGUGUAGAAUGCGUAAGACAAACUCUGGCAGAUGGUAUGCCAGACCAUAAUUUACCAUCAUUUAACCCAUUGACAAUAAAGCAUUAUACUGUUGAUUUGGACAAAUAUAACUUUUCUAAUGCAAGCGGUUAUGUAACAAUAGACAAUGGUAUAGCAGAAAACAUCGUAAACUUUAUUGUUUCCAACCUAAAAGGUAAAUUUGUAUUAGUACCACCCACUAUCUCUGUAGAUUUUACCAUAUGGUUAGAAAACGUUACCAACGUUGCCGAUUACAAGACCGAUAUGACCAUCAUGGACCAAAAAAUAAAUGGACAAGGAAAAAUAUCAAUUGGUUUAGUAGGAUUAAAUGUGACUGGGCAUGUUAAAGCUAUUGUUAAAAAAGGAAAGGUAGAAUUAAAGGAACUAUCUGCCCCUGCCCUACUUAAAGCAUUGGACUUCAAAAUAACCGGUUUGUACGACGACGAAGAAUACAGUGCCAAAAUCUCCAAGGAAAUAUCCGAAAAAGUUCCCGAACAAAUGAAUAACAAUCCUGAAUUAUUUAUCGAAGUUAUUGGUCCACUUUUUGUAGAAGUUUUUAACGCUUUACUUAACGAUAAAAUAGGCUGGGGAAUCAUAAAAGCAAUGACCCAAAAAUGUAUCUUAGAUAUAUUUCCACAGUAAA
Messenger RNA from Brassicogethes aeneus, 846 nucleotides. NCBI's taxonomy places the organism in Eukaryota, Metazoa, Arthropoda, Insecta, Coleoptera, Nitidulidae. The record is from the annotation of a GenBank genome assembly.